Messenger RNA from Rhodamnia argentea, 1892 nucleotides. Its product is annotated as transcription factor HRS1-like. Gene Ontology annotation, molecular function: DNA binding; DNA-binding transcription factor activity. Gene Ontology annotation, biological process: regulation of DNA-templated transcription. Lineage: Eukaryota; Viridiplantae; Streptophyta; Magnoliopsida; Myrtales; Myrtaceae. The transcript has 5 exons. Bases 407 to 1630 code for a protein of 407 amino acids. The record is from RefSeq and is a predicted model, not a curated record.
AGGCCCCCCUCGAAAAAAAGGGAAAGGAAUCUGAAACGAGGUUUGAAAAAUCCUGGAGCGGAGGAUGCGAAUUUGCGUGUUGGUGUGUUGCGCGAGGGGCGGACAGAAUACGCGAGGAGCCGCCUGAGUUUUUUUUUUCUUUUCCUUCCUUGCUUCCUUCUUUCCUUUUAUUCAAAAACAGCGUCUCUCCACGAACAGAAUCUUCUCCUCCAAUCUUCUUUCUCUCUCUCUCUCUCUCUGUACAUGAAUCUGUAAAUAUAAAUAUUCACCUCCAAUCCCUCCCUCUUCUCCUCUCUCUCUCUAACUCUCUCUCUCUCUCUCUCUGUCUCUCUACACCUGCGCGAACGCCGUUCCAGGAGACGACACAGUAUCUGAAGACGAUCCCAGCUGAAGGGGAGGAGGGCCAAUGGGGUCGAUCCCGCCUGAGCUGAGCUUGGAUUUCAGGCCGUCGUUCGUGCCGGCGACGAUCGGGGACCUCCUCCGGGAGGCCUCGGCCAUCGGGGACGCCCGCGUCAGGUCGUCCAGGCUCGACGGUUACGUCGCGCGGUUGCACGAGGAGAUGAACAAGAUCGACGCCUUCAAGCGCGAGCUCCCGCUCUGCAUGCUGCUGUUGAAGGAUGCUAUUUCGGCAUUGAAAAUGGAGUCCGAGCAAUGCGCUGCCCCGACGAGCGCUCGGCCUGUGCUGGAGGAAUUCAUCCCACUGAAGAAGGACAAAGACGAAGAAGACGAGAAGCUCGAACUGAAGAAAGAGACGGACGAUUCUAGAGACAAGAAGAACUGGAUGAGCUCCGUCCAGCUCUGGAACACGGAUAGUAGUGCCCCCGCCGUUCCCUCCUCUGAUCUUAAACAAGAACUUAAACUAGAAACCACGGUUAAUCAGGCACAGACUCUCCCUGCAACGCAAGAUGUACUUGAGACAUGUAAAGGGAGAAAUGGGGCGAGGCCAUUGGUGCAACUUAAGGGGUACUCGCCUUCUCCGGUGACCCCGGUCACUUUGGUCCCGGAGGAGAAAAUGAAAUUGCCUGUUCAAGGCCUCUCGCUUCUCGCUUCUGGGAUCAAGUAUCCGAGGGAAAAGUCAUUUUGCCCAGACACCAGCACGGGAUGCGGGAGAUUGAUUCCAUCCCCUGCCCACAAUGUUCAGUCGAAUUCGCCGAGCAGAGGACAUCAGCCUCCGCAGCAGACCGCGAGGAAGCAGAGAAGGUGCUGGUCCCCCGAGUUGCAUAGGCGGUUCGUCAAUGCCUUGCAACAACUCGGUGGCUCACAAGCUGCUACUCCAAAGCAGAUUAGAGAACUUAUGCAGGUCGAUGGCCUGACCAAUGACGAAGUGAAAAGUCAUUUGCAAAAAUACAGGCUUCAUACUCGAAGAAUAUCUUCUGCUACAUCUUCCCCAGCAGAUCAAUCAGUCGCCAUUUUGGGGGGUUUAUGGUUGUCCCCAGAUCAGUAUGGCGACUCCUCGAAAGGAAGUAGCUCACAAUCUGAUUCUCCACAAGGUCCGCUCCAGUUGGGUGGAAGCAUGGGGGCUACUACAUCAAUUACUGGAGGCAACAGCAUGGAGGAUGAUGAAGACGAGAAGUUCGAAUGUUACAGCUGGAAAAGCCAUGUUAACAAACCCGGUAAAGUCGAUGUAUAGAGAGUUUCAUCGGCGGUGAGUUUUUUGCAGAUAAGAAAUUAUACAUGGAGUUAGUAUCUAUGAAUAACGGAUCAUACAUAAAAAGUAGAAGUAUCUCAGCUGAGAUGAGAGGCUUCGAAAUUUUGCAGAGGUAGCUCUUUUUUUUUUUUUUUUCCUCCUUUUGUUGUUAUAUCCUGAACUCUGUUGAGUUUUGCGUUUACUCGCCGGUAUGAGGAAACUGUUGUGAGAGCAUAUAUGAAAGAAGUUGAGGCCAUGUCAUUCA